Mya arenaria is the source of this 3655-nucleotide messenger RNA. RefSeq lists its product as uncharacterized. The transcript is spliced from 9 exons. Gene Ontology annotation, biological process: signal transduction. Lineage: Eukaryota; Metazoa; Mollusca; Bivalvia; Myida; Myidae. The record is from RefSeq and is a predicted model, not a curated record. Bases 324 to 2486 code for a protein of 720 amino acids.
CUUUGGUACCCGAAGAAGUUGCUGAAGCUGAUUAUUUUCGAGCAAUAAAAUGAAUUUUAUCUGCCGUAUAAGGGCAUAGGCUAUAAUUAACAAUGCUGUGAGCAAUUGGAGUUUAACCGGAACAGGUGCGCGUUAUCUUUGCGCUAAAUAUACUUAGCGCUGGGAUCUUGGCUAGGAAAACAACAAGUGGUAUAUGGACGCGAAGAGUCGCCAACACAAAAAUUAUCAAAGACUCUGAAGCGGCUGUUUAUAUGGACUACCUUAUUAUAUACAAACUACAAAGGCAUAUAUACAGAAAAUGAUGCAGCAUACAUAAUGAGUCAAUGGGGAAUCAUGGCGGUAAAUGUGAAAAAAGAGAGACCCGCAAACCUUCAAAGGAAGAUCCAAGACUAACAUCAUCAAGUUGUGGGGGUGAUACAUCCAUCUUAAGGCUAACAAAUGAUGACAGUAACCGCAAAUUAGAUGUUGAAUCUGUUAAAUUUCAACAUGUAAUUCCCAAGAAUUUGAAUGAAGAAGACUUAUCCGAGAAAGAAAAUGGAAAGAAACAAUACUCAAUGGAGAAUAUUUCUGAGGAAAUGAGUUCUCUAAACAUGCAAAAAGAAUGUUCAGGACAUAAAAAGAUAUCAAAUGAAAAUGUUGAAAGAAAAAAGGGAGAAACUUCUUCUUGGUGCAACACUGAUGGAUUAUUGUCAGCUUCAAAGGCCAAUUCCCAAGAAUUAAAUACAUUGUUAGAACUUUGCCAAUGUGUAGAUGCUAAGAAUGAAAAAUUACUUAUGACCCUGACAACAAUAACAAAAAUGAUCAGGAAUAAUCGAAACCUGUGUCAAAAUCUCAUCCAAUGCAAUAUUGUGUCAAAAAUGAUGUCUUAUGUGGACAAUUUUGGUUUCAAAAAUAUGGCAAAAGCAUUUGAAAAUGAAGACACAAGAACUGCAAUGACAAAGAGUUGGCCUGUCCUGAAGAAGUUUUUCAUGAUCAUUUGGAUUGCAUGUGACCACAAUGUGAACUUCUGUCAGUAUACACUUGCUUCCGAUGGCUUUUCCUAUUUUGUUUCGAAUUUGAAUUGCUUGAGCAGUCUUAAUUAUGAAUCCGUUGACAUGAGUUUGUUUACUGUGAAGACAGUGCUUGGAAUUCUGCACAAUAUUUCCAGACAUUUACCAAACAGUAAAUGGAGAUUAAGAAAUGAAGGUCUCAUUCAUAUUCUCCAACAAUACUUAAAAAGCCAGGUUCCUAUGGUCAGGAUAAAGACGCUUAUAGUUCUAUCUUAUAUUUUAAGUGAGGCGGAAAACGAACUGAUCAGUUCAGAGGACGAUAAUUUUGAAUUCAUUUUUGAAGUGUUAAGUGAUGCUUUAAAGAAUCCAGAACACAAGUCUGCUAAAUAUGGGAUGAAUGCAGCUGAAAUUCUAAGGGGUGUGAACAAUUUAGCCAUAAAUGAUGAGAACAAGUUGAGAAUGGUUAGGAAUGGAGUAUUGGAGCUGUAUGAAGGCAUUCUGGUGGGCGGAGACAGGGACGAGGUGAAGGUUACCAUAGCAACGCUCUGGAGCCUUAGUUUCCUCCACUACAAUAAAGUGAAGAUGAAAGAAAAAAUGCUCAUCAUGGAAAGGUUGCGGGAAUAUCAGUUUGCUGAUGAGGAGGAGAUCAGCCAUGCUGCCAGGGGUGUGGUUUGGGAGCUAGAAAACGAACACAAGUCGUGUAUUGGCUCCCGGCUAUCUUCAUCCCUCUCGGCUGACCGCGCCCCAAACCAGGCCCACAUCAUGAUCAGCUACCAAUGGGAUUCCCAGCCUGUCAUGCUGCAUGUGAAAGAUCGUCUUAGAGAGGCCGGAUACAAGGUCUGGAUGGAUGUGGAACACAUGAGUGGUUCUACCCUAGAGGCAAUGGCCCUGGCAGUAGAGAAGGCGUCAGUUGUGCUGAUCUGUAUGUCACAAAAGUACAAGGAUAGCCCCAACUGUAGGACAGAAGCUGAGUAUGUGUACCGACUCCGUAAAGACUUCAUCCCGUUGAGACUGCAGCAGGAAUACGUACCUGAUGGCUGGCUGGGCAUCCUGGUUGGUACCCGGCUGUAUUUUGAUGUCUUUAUGGAUUCAUUACUGGACAGACAGGUGCCACGCCUCCUAAGGGAGUUGGGGGACCGGGGCAGGAUCGAGGUGAAUGGAGAUACAACUGAUAAUGCAGUAAGCACACUGAGGAGGCUACAAAGACUGACAUCGAGGGAGGCUGUUCCCCUGCUACACACCUCUCCCACUGCAAAAGAAAUCCCACCAAGAAUGGCCAGCUGGACGACACAGGAAGUAGCCCAAUGGCUCAUCAGUAAUGGACUGGAGAAAUGUGUAGAUAGUUUUGCCGACAUAGAUGGAGAGUGCCUGUUAGAACUAAAGCGACUACAGGAAGUGGCCCCAGAAGGGGUCUUGGCAUUAUUGAGAGGGGACAUGUGCCUCUCCCCCUCCCUUCUGCUUCGAUUGUCUUCCCAUCUCUACAAGAUUCAUCACUGAAGGAAUGUCACUGAAGGCACAUAUGUUAUGUGGAUUCUCUUUUUCAUAAUUCCUUCUUAAGUCCUGUUAAGAAACAGAUUCAAACUUUAUUGGCAACAGGAUGGGGACCCAAAAUAGUUUUUAGCGUUGUGUAGGAGGGGCAUGUGCCUGUCCCCCUUUCUCUUGGUUAGACUUUCAGCCCAGCUUCCCAAGACAUAUAUCUGAAUCUGUGAGCAUUUAUUUGGCAGUUUCGGCAUUUCACAGACAGCAUUCUAGUCUAAAGAUUACUUGUAAUAAUUGUUGUUUAAUCCAGUGUGCAAUAUUCUACAUGAUUUAUGUACGCCUUGUUGUAUUGUUUUACUAAGUUAAUGUGCCAUAUAUAUAUACACUUAUUUUAUUGAAAAGUUGUUAUUGUUGUUUUUUCCAUUUUGUUAGGAAACACAUCUUUAUCAGUCAAUAUAUUUUGCACAUGUACUAUUUUGAUGUUUUUUUCUCAUAUGCAUUUUUGUCUGUGAUCUUUUUACACAUUAUUUGUAAGCACCUUUUUUACAAAUUUUGCACUUAAAAUUCUGAUGAAUUCUGGCGCAAAUAAUUUAGUGAUCUCAUUUUAACAUUCAUGGUUUUAGAUUAGUUUUAGCUUGGUGUUUUUUAUGAAGAAAAAAGUAUUGAAUUGGGAUAGCCUUGGUGUCAGUUUUGUUGUGCAGUGUCAGUGUCAGUUUUGUUGUGCAGUGUCAGUGUCAGUUUUGUUGUGCAGUGUCAGUGUCAGUUUUGUUGUGCAGUGUCGGUUUUGUUCAACCUUCAACUGUUGCCUUAAAUCACUCAAGAUACUUAACUGGAACAUGGUACAUAUUUUGCCAGAAAAAAAAAACAACGUAGAAGUACCACAAGGCUAAUAACUCUAGCUUUAGUAACUGUUGAGUUAUGCCCCUUGUUCCAAUGGGAAACAGACGAGUGUUGUUGUUUUUUCACUCUAUGGCACUCAUGUGUUCUAAUGAAGCGAUGUUAUCUGCAUCCAGUUAUAUCUAGUUUAUUCAUGAAUUGACAUUUUUUGCUGCAGUGAUGAGAGAAUUUUAUUUAUUACAUAUAAUUUGAAUUUGAUUACUGUUUAUUUAAUGACAAUGUAUUUAAUUUUAUGUAUUUUCUGUUGAUGUUGUUGUUGCUGUUAUAUAAAUGUGAUGAAUUUUAAUGAA